AUGUCGUCGCAACCCCAAACCGAUGUCAACACUCUGUUGCACAACAUGCAGCAGCAGAUCUUGGCAUUGACCACGCAACUUGCUGAGCUGCAGCCCCACCCCCCUGCGGCAACCCCCUCAGUUGAGAAAUUCAAGAAGAAAGUCAAAGUUGUCGCUGACCCUGGUGCCUUCAAAGGAGAUAGAGCACAAUUUGCCGAAUGGUGGAUCAAGCUCCAGAUUUGGGUCAAGGCAAACUGGGACGUGUUUGCCAAUGACUUUGAGAUAGCCACUGCAGUGGCAGGACCACCACCAAAACCAAACUAUUCCCAGAGAAGCCCUGGCUCAUCAAACCAAAAACACAAUCACUCUCACGGGUUCCAACCAUUUGAGUUGCAACCAGGGCAGGGAGCUCCUAUGGAUAUUGGCGCAGUCCAGGGCGGACAGACGCGCAGAUUCACUUGCUACAACUGUGGCGAGGAGGGGCACAUGGCCCAAAAUUGUACAAAUGGAGCGCAGACUGCUCACCAAAAAAAUAACCAAGGGUGCCAGGCGCGCCAAUUAGAAGCAGAGAAACCAGAUGAUUGGCUCACUACUCUGGCCGGUCAUUCGUAUGACGAAAUCCGAGCUUUCUUCUAUGACCAACAGGUCAACAAGAUGAAAGCCCAGGGAAAAGAAUUUGGAGCUUAG
Messenger RNA from Serpula lacrymans var. lacrymans S7.9, 666 nucleotides. RefSeq lists its product as uncharacterized. The transcript is spliced from 2 exons. Gene Ontology annotation, molecular function: zinc ion binding; nucleic acid binding. The record is from RefSeq and is a predicted model, not a curated record. Bases 1 to 666 code for a protein of 221 amino acids. Lineage: Eukaryota; Fungi; Basidiomycota; Agaricomycetes; Boletales; Serpulaceae.